Messenger RNA from Protomyces lactucae-debilis, 1649 nucleotides. RefSeq names its product kinase-like domain-containing protein. Bases 92 to 1636 code for a protein of 514 amino acids. NCBI's taxonomy places the organism in Eukaryota, Fungi, Ascomycota, Taphrinomycetes, Taphrinales, Protomycetaceae. The transcript is spliced from 3 exons. The record is from RefSeq and is a predicted model, not a curated record. Gene Ontology annotation, biological process: MAPK cascade; protein phosphorylation; cellular hyperosmotic response. Gene Ontology annotation, molecular function: MAP kinase kinase activity; ATP binding.
ACCAACAAGCUUGAGCGUAGAAGAAGAAGGAGAGAAGCAGGAAGCAGCAGUGACAGGCAGUAGACGUGCUUAGAGACAGAGAGGAAAGAUCAUGGAGAGACAGCUCGAAGCUCUCUCGCUCAACGAGGGAACCCCAGGAAAAGCCGCAGACGGAGUCGGCAACUCGACAACACAGCAGGCGGUCAAUGCAGCCUCUCCCUCUACUGCUGUGGCUCCCGUUGUAUCAAGCUCGCCAAGCAGUAGCAGUGGCCAGCACCUGGCGCUCGGUGCCAUCAAUGCAGCUCGCAGACCAACACAGCAGGCGCCACCGAAUAUGGCCAAUAUGUCGCCCGAAGUACUUGCCAGGAUAGCAGGCUUUGCUGGACGAGCGAAUCGGACAAAAGGUCCGCCCGCAGCAGCAGGCGCAUCAGCACCCAUCACACCUGCAGUGCCGCCCAUGUCGAGCAUUGCCGGUGGACUGGCUGCGAAACGGGCUGCGAAUGCACCGCAACUCAAAGUAGGCGGUGGCCUUGCUGCUCGACGUGGUGGACUGAAGCUUUCUGAUAUGGCAGGACCUACCUCGGGGCCCAAGCCGAGCGACCCUCACCAGAACAACUUCAGCAAAUACUCCGAUGUCUUGGAUACGGCGACUGGAUCGCUCAAAUUCAAGGGAGCUGUAUUAUCUAGCGAGGGUGUCAACUUUGGCAACGGCCGCGAAUUCAAGGCCUCCAUCGACGACUUUGAGAAGCUCGAAGAGCUCGGUCGUGGCAACUAUGGCACAGUCUGGAAAGUGGUGCACAAGCUCACUAAAGUACAGAUGGCUAUGAAGGAGAUUCGUUUGUCGCUGGAAGAAUCGGUUUUCUCCUCCAUUGUCAUGGAACUCGACGUGCUGCACAGGGCGGCGUGCCCUGAAAUUGUUGAAUUCUUUGGUGCAUUUUUUGUUGAAGGUUGCGUCUAUAUCCUCAUGGAGUUCAUGGACUGCGGAUCGCUGGAGAAGGUCUACACCACCAAUGUCGAUGAAGGUGUCCUAGCUAAGAUUACCCUCGCCACUGUGCGAGGACUUCGCACCCUGAAGGAUCAGCACAACAUUAUCCACCGUGAUGUCAAGCCAACCAACAUCCUGCUCAACUCAAAAGGCGAAGUCAAGCUUUGUGACUUUGGAGUGAGCGGCAACCUUGUGGCAAGCAUUGCAAAGACCAAUAUUGGCUGUCAAUCAUACAUGGCACCAGAACGCAUCAAGAGCGAAAACGCCUCAUCUGGACCGGCGACCUACACUGUACACUCGGACAUCUGGUCACUCGGUCUUUCCAUUCUCGAACUGGCCAAGGGAGGCUACCCGUACCCGCCAGAGACUUACAAUAACAUCUUUGCUCAGCUGCAAGCCAUCUGCGAUGGUGAACCGCCUGAUUUGCCCAAGGACGUUUACUCAAAUGAAGCGCGCGACUUUGUUCGGCAGUGUCUCAACAAGGUGCCCACAAACCGCCCGUUGUACUCACAGCUGUUGCAACACCCUUGGAUGGUCAAGUGGGCAGCAGCCGAGGUGGACAUGGCUGGCUGGGUCCAGACUGCAUUAGAACAAACACGACUGGAGCGGGCUCGGGGAACGGUCAAGCAACAGCCAGCGUUGCACUCAUUCAACACUCAACAAAAGGUGUAGGCAAUUUGCAUUA